Molecule: messenger RNA, 1848 nt
Organism: Ciona intestinalis (vase tunicate)
Lineage: Eukaryota; Metazoa; Chordata; Ascidiacea; Phlebobranchia; Cionidae
Source: RefSeq, a predicted model, not a curated record
UUUAUUACUUUAGAAAAUCACCAGACCCGCCCAAGGUAGCUUUUAAACUUAGUUUUACGACCCCGGCAACUUUUUCUCGGACAAGAUGCAGUCACCGGCAGGACAAAGUGGACAGUCGUCUUCAUACAGAGUUGUGACUUCAUCGCGAACAACAACUAGCUCUUCCAACAACGCUGCAGGUUCUCCACUUCGACUCGGCGAUAUUCAACCCCAAGGAAGAAUGUCUUACGGUAUGUACUCAUCAAGUUACGAUGGCGGAUACAGCGGAGGUGUAGGAUCAGUGUAUGUAAGUGAUAAGGACUUGCAAGAUCUUGGUGGUGAACAAGGCGUUCAGUUUAGAAACAUGAGAUCUGGAGAGAAAGAAGAACUCAAGGGCUUGAACAACCGAUUCGCAUCCUACAUCGAGCGAGUUCGUUUCCUUGAACAACAGAACAAGUUGCUCGAGGCUCAGCUUCGUCAGCUUUCCGUGAAAUACGAAUCUAAGCUGGGAGAGCUUUAUGCCAGUGAGGUUCGUCGCUUGAAGGCCAUCAUCGACUCGUUGAACACUGACAAGGCACUCAUUGAUGCUGAACUUGAUCAUAUGAGACAGGAUGUUACUGAUUUGAGAAGAGAGCACGACACGUCAGUAAGUGAACGUGAAGAACUUGAAAGGGAAUUAAACAAUUUGAGAGGAAAUGUUGACGAAUGUACGAUCAGCCGUGUGGAUUUGGAGAGACAGCUCAUGACGUUGAGAGAAGAACUUGACUUCGAAAACCUUGCCCACACUGAGAUCGUGAACGAACUCAAGUCCCAACUGGUCACCGACCACGUAAGAGUCCAAGUAGAUACUCAUGGACCUGACCUAUCCGAUCUCCUCCGUGACAUUAGAGCACAAUACGACCUCGCUGCGAAACGAAACAGAGAAGAGUCGGAAGAAUGGUACAGUGGAAAGUUGAACGACCUGAACGCUAAGGUUUCCCAAGAUGCCAACCGUCUUAAAGACGCACAGGGAGAACUGAGCGAAAUGAGAACCCGCGUCGGCACACACACCACGCAAAUUGAGUCCCUUCGUUCCAACAAAGAUUACCUGGAGAGACAACUCGCUGACGUGGAAGAAAGAUUCAGUCGCGACAUAAAUGGUUACCAAGAUCAAAUCGCAGAACUCCAGUCUCAGUUGGAGAAGAUCAAAGCCGAGAUGGCGGAGAGACUUCGAGAAUACCAAGACCUGCUGGCGGUUAAACUAGGUUUGGACUUCGAAAUCAGCACAUACCACAAACUGCUGGAAGGCGAGGAGUUCAGACUGCAGGGGGUGUCGCCUGGUUUGAGCAGUGGUGGAACAACCUACUCGCUCAGAAAAGUCGUCGAAGAAUACGAGAGUGCAUACAAAAACGCUCAGUCGAAGAGUGGAAGAAAAUCGCCUUGAAAAACUAUGAGAAAAAUACACAAGCUCUGCCGUCUAUUAACCAGUUUUACUGUCGCAUAGCAACUAUAUCAUAUACUCGUUACUAAUCACUUAUACCCUUGAUUAUAUAUACCAUAUACACCCUACCCGAAGUAAUAAAUGUACAUAGAGUGAAAUAAUGUUUAAUAUCAAAACCACUUUUCGCCUAUAACUGUCAAAUAUAUUGAUGCCAUUUAUUCAAAGAAAUUUAUGGAUAAUAUCGUUAGUUUGCCAAACUUUUUAUUAAAAAUUAUAUUUAGCUCUAUCUGAUCGCAUAUGGAACCUCGCCCUGUGGUUAUUUUCACAUUGUUGUAAAGCACUAUCAUGCACUUAAACAGCUUUUCUGCUUAAAAUGGCAAUUAAUGGAUUUUAACUUUGCGCUUAUGUAAAAUGGUGGUGAACUUGGUCAAAUAAACGGCAUGACAAUA